AUGUCAGAAGAAACAUCACAGAAUCAUCUCAUUUCUACGGCCAUGUCAAGCCUAAGAACGAUAUUGUCGUCAACAUGGACUCAGAUUGGAGCAACAAUCAACAAUAAUUUACCGCCCGAAACUCGAGAACAAAUAAAGCAGAACCUGGACUUAUUUGCACGAUCACGUCCCAUACUUGCUACGCUGGUACUCUCACAACUCGCAUUGUCAGGAAUCCCACUACUCUUCUUCAUUUCUCUGACCGCCGGCAUAUUUAUCUUCAAUUUGGUCACUGCUCUCCUCUUGAGUGUCCUUGGUGCCUUGAUGGUCACUCUGUUUUGUAUGGGCUUGGGUUCAUUGAUUCUUAUUCCGACCUUGUUUGUCACUACGCUCACGGCGGGCGGGAUAUGGCUUUGGGGUUGGGGGUUGUAUUAUGCUGUUCAAUGGAUUGGAAGUGGUGAUAUGACUAGGCUUAGCUUGUUGCUCAGUCCUCAGAGACAGGAGAAGGUUGAUCGUGAGGAUGGACCCAAGCAAGAUGAGGAUGAAACGCGAGCCACAGUCUACAACAAUGCUCUCAAGGCUCCCGUGCAAGACAACCAGCGAGACUCGCAGAUUCAAAGGAAGAAAGACAAGGAUUUGAAUACGCAGGUGUCCACAGAAUCUAAUAUCUUGAGAAACCGAUCAUUGGGCUAUAAGCAUGCGAUUUUUCAACAUGAGUCAUAUUCUGGACCAAGUAAGCAGACAAGCGACAACAGAGCUACGGAGGUUAUACUCCGUAACUGCUCUGUAGCAAGUUAG
This is a messenger RNA of Talaromyces marneffei, 777 nucleotides long. RefSeq lists its product as uncharacterized. Lineage: Eukaryota; Fungi; Ascomycota; Eurotiomycetes; Eurotiales; Trichocomaceae. Bases 1 to 777 code for a protein of 258 amino acids. The record is from RefSeq and is a predicted model, not a curated record. The transcript has a single exon.